Etheostoma cragini (Arkansas darter) is the source of this 1532-nucleotide messenger RNA. RefSeq names its product diacylglycerol O-acyltransferase 1-like. Gene Ontology annotation, molecular function: diacylglycerol O-acyltransferase activity. The record is from RefSeq and is a predicted model, not a curated record. Gene Ontology annotation, cellular component: endoplasmic reticulum membrane. Gene Ontology annotation, biological process: triglyceride biosynthetic process. Lineage: Eukaryota; Metazoa; Chordata; Actinopteri; Perciformes; Percidae. Bases 192 to 1493 code for a protein of 433 amino acids. The transcript has 17 exons.
UGUGUGUCCUGUAUACUAUCUGUGUGUGUCCUGUAUACAUUCUGUGUAUGUCCUGUAUACUAUCUGUGUGUGUCCUGUAUACAUUCUGUGUGUGUAGUAAGCAGGAAAUGGUGUGAGAUGUAACUUUCAUCUCGACCUGUCGGGGAGGAUGCCGUGUUUCCGCGGGAAAUGAAGUGAAUUCAACCAUCCAAAUGUCCAAACGUACCCCUGCUGUGGAGGAGCCCCCUGACUCAGAGAGGGCUGCUGUGAGGAACAGGUUUUCCUCCGCCUGCUCCUCUUCCUGGGCCGAAGGAGACAGCGCAGGCCUCUAUGACAGCGUUCCCACGUCUGCUGCUGAUCCAACCGGUGAACGAGAACAUGCCUACGCAGCUCUGCUCUGUUGUCAUCGUGCCCAAGACUCUUUGCUGAGCUCCAACAGCAGCUUCACCGGCUACAGAGGCGUCCUCAACUGGAUCAUCAUUCUCCUGGUCCUGACUCAUGCUCACUUGUUCUUGGAGAACUUCAUACAACAUGGCUUUUUGAUAGAUGUCAAAAAGGUCUUGGAGCAUGUCAUUGAGGACAACUGCACCUGGCCGUCUGUCAACCUCGUCUUAGCUGCCAAUGUGUUCGCCAUUACAGCUUUGCUACUUGAGAGGUCUCAGGAAAAGGGUACGCUGUCCCCCACCAACGGUCAUCGGUUGCAUCUCACCAACCUGGGCUUGCUGCUGCUGUUCCCUGCUGCAGUCAUCGUACAUGAGCACACAAUAUCCACAGGUGGAGCGUUCUUCUCUCUCUGGUUCUACACAGCUCUGGGGAUGAAGCUGUAUUCAUACCAGGAAACUAAUCGCUGGUACCGACAGGCUCGUUUACCUGAUCCAGAAAGGGACAAGAAUGCUUCUGCUGAGCUAAAAGCCCACACGGACCAGCUUACUUUCCAAGAUCUUUAUUAUUUCCUAUUUGCCCCCACCCUGUGCUACCAGAGAGACUUCCCAUGUACUCCUAAGGUCCGCAUCACUAAGCUACUGCACAGGCUGCUGGAAAUGGUGACCGUCAUCCAGAUCAUGGUUGGAAUUGUGCAGCAGUGGAUUGAACCCAUCUUCCAGAGAUCAGAAAACUCCUUCUCUAGUAUGGACGUCACUAUGAGAGUGGAGCACCUGGUGGGACUGGUGGCACCAACCCAUUUCCUCUGGCUCCUCUUCUUCUUCUUGAGUCACUCCUACCUGAAUUUCUGUGCAGAACUGUUGCGCUUCGGUGAUCGUCAUUUUUAUGGCGACUGGUGGAACGCUGCAACUCUGAUCACUUUUUGGGAGAAUUGGAGUAUUCCCUUUCAGAAAUGGUGUCAUAGACAUGUAUACACUCGGCUGGUGGAAAAGAAUGUGCCCCCAUUAGAGGCAGAGUUACUGGUCUUCCUGAUGUCAGCUGCUCUUUUAGAGUAUUUGAUUGCUCUGCCUCUGCAUAGCUGUCGUCUGUGGAUAUUCCUCAUGAUGCUAUUUGAGGUGAGAAUACCACACUAGUGGCAGCUGGGGGUAUUUACCUGGAGGGGGCUACAGGCU